AUGGACGAAUUGAUACCGAAUCUGCGCGAUGAACGUGUGCAGGGUGCCGUUAAAAGUCUCCUCGUGUACAGCAUCGUUAUACUACUCGUUCCGCUUGGAUCAAUGUUCUUCCUGAAGCGGUAUUUGUUUGAAGAACUUUUUGGAUACUCGCCGAAUGAUUCCCUCACCUAUUCGGCUGUAAUUGCUGUUAUUCUCGUGCAUGUUGUUUUGUUAAUGCAAAAGUACGCCCAUGAUCUUCCUGUUCAUCUUGGGUUCGCUAAUCGUAUAGAAACAGAUGAAUUGUACCGUCUUCGAAGAACAGCCGAUCUGCAGUGUAAUGUAUGUCAAAAGCAAAUGUGUUUUUUAAUCCAAGUCUAUGCUACAUCUGAAAACGAUCCUCCCCAUUCAUUCCACCGAACCCUUUUCGUUUUUGUUUGCCGUAAUCCUUUGUGUUCGAAGUCCAACGAUGCGUCUAAUAUGGUUGUGUUUCGUUGUUGUCUUCCCCGACUGAAUCCUUACUAUUCAUUCGAUGGGCCUAUGGAUCCUGAUCUAGAUGGCGAUGUUCCUGAUCCAAGAAUGACUGGAGAUGCACCACAACUUUGCGUUAUUUGCGGUUGUUUCGCUUCGAAAAAGUGCGGGAAAUGCAGCACAUCUUGGUAUUGCUGUCGUGAUCACCAAGCACUGGAUUGGACGUCUGGUCACAAACAAUCUUGUGGAAAUACUGAUAAUCCUGAAGGAGCUAAAUCUUUAACUAAUCCUUUGAAUAAGUUUCUCUUCAAGGAGUAUGGAAUUGAAAUGGAUCAGGAAUAUGUCCCUGCUGAAUUGCUUGAGAGUUUGAACGAUGGCGAUAGUGAAGAUGAUUUUGAUGACAAAUGUGCUGAUGAUGACGAUGAAUCAGAAGACAUAAAAAGGAAACGUAUGGAGGAAUUUGAAGAUUUUGUGGCCAAGAAUAAACUGAGAAAUGAUCAGUUCAAAACAGACGAGAUGGAGGCGGCAGUUUGCGACCAACGGAGUGACUUCAACUUCGAAAGAUUCAACCGUCUGUUGAACUUGAACUCCGAACAAGUUCUUCGAUAUCAACGUUCAGGAACUCCUCUUCUGGCAACUGAUCGGGCUCCACCACCUGGCGAAAUACCGUCAUGCGAGAUAUGUGGGGCACCACGCACGUUCGAGCUCCAGCUAAUGCCUCAUCUUCUAUCACUUAUUGAUGUCGAUGACCUCAGAGAAUCAAUCGAUUGGGCUUCGGUUUACAUAUUCACUUGUUCUCGCUCUUGUGAAAUUGAGAAUAAUGGAUAUGCAAAGGAAUACGUUUUCAAACAAGACUUUUCUUAA
Molecule: messenger RNA, 1311 nt
Organism: Necator americanus (New World hookworm)
Lineage: Eukaryota; Metazoa; Nematoda; Chromadorea; Rhabditida; Ancylostomatidae
Exons: 14
Coding region: 1-1311 (436 amino acids)
Biological process (GO): vacuolar proton-transporting V-type ATPase complex assembly
Cellular component (GO): nucleus; cytoplasm
Source: RefSeq, a predicted model, not a curated record